CAGAAUUGCCAAAAUUACAUGAAAGCCAUCAAACUAGAUGGCAGGUAAAGUAAAAUUCAAUGGCAAUUGUAACCAGUUGAAUGUUAUACCUGUUGAUGGUGUAAGCAACAGAGUCUAACUGUUAUAACUGUUUUUUUCCUAGUUUUUACUUUCACUUCGAGUUCAACUUUUUGCCUGUCACACAAAGUCUAAUAAUCAAAAUACAAAUUUGAUUCCUAAAGUGGCUUCAAAUUUAAACGUAAUUUUCAACCUCUUUUCAUUUCUGACCAAACAUUUCAAUUUUUAUUUUUCGAAGUUUACGUUUCCACUGUCAAUCAUCCAAACUCUAAGUGUAAUUAACAACAUUUGUUUUACAACAAUCAACCUAACGAACAAAUCAUUUCAGUUUAACGGUUAAACCAAUCGGAAACCAAACAAAACCCACAAAAUUCACCAUUUAAAAAGUGAUCGUCUUCACAACUUUACCCAAACAGUAAUCAUCAUUUUUCCGUCUCCAUUUUUCAUCCACGGAAACAACAAAAAGUACCUUUUCUUGGUGUGUUUUAUCAUUCUUAUUUCCGGUAACCUUGUAUUAUAACCAAACGGAACCAAAAUUUUCUUUUUCUGAUUAAAUGUUGAUCUUUGGAAACCAUCUCAACACAUUAUAAACCGAAACAAAAGCAACGAAAAAAAAGUCUAAACCCAAAUUGACUUUAACCAAAAAACUGGCUAAAAGUUGAGAUCAACAUCGAGAUCGGAAAAGUAAAGAUUGGCGAAAAAAAUUGUAAACCCAAAAUGAAACCUCGAAAAAUGAUUUCUGGUCCGAUUGGUGAACCUGAUAGUCUUCUUGGUGGAGUGAGCAUCUGGAGGGAACAACAAACUCAAUUAGAGAAAAGUUUACGAUUAAUGAGGAAACGUCGGACAAAUGGAAACAACAAUUGUGAAACAAUUAACGGAAAAUCAAAAUUAAUUUCCAAUUCAGUUACAAGUUCAAGCAACAGUUCCAAUUGUAGUAAUAUAAAUAGCAAUUAUAGCAACAGCAGCAACAGCAGUAUAAGCAGUAAUAGCAGUACAGUUAGCAGCAGCAGUGCCAUUAAUAAUCAGAUCAAUUCAAGUGUACUAGUCACCAAUGGUGGACAAAAUGGUUCCAACAUGACGGAUGAUUUUGACGCGUCCGUGGUUGACGCCAGCGAAUCAACCGAUGAUUCAAGUUCAGUCGACGAACUGGAGACGAAUCGAAAGCGAAACCGUCUCUCACCUUCUUUAACAAACGGUGCAACCUUUACCAAUGGAUCAUCACUAUCGGUGUCCUUUAACCACACCAACAAUGGGCAAGGGCGCAGACGAAAGUCAACCAUCUCUGCCCGUGAACGUAAUCUACGGCGACUAGAGUCAAAUGAAAGGGAACGCCAACGGAUGCACAGUCUGAAUGAUGCUUUCCAAUCGCUUCGAGAGGUUAUACCGCACAUACGCUUGGAAAGGAAACUGUCCAAAAUUGAGACGCUAACGUUGGCCAAAAAUUACAUCAUGGCGUUGACCAAUGUUGUCUGUGAGAUGAGAGGUGAAGAGUUGCCCUACAAGAACCUUGUUCAAUCGCCUGAUCCUUCGGAUGGAAGCAGCCAAGAUGUUGGACUUAUACUGAGCAACAGUGAGGUUAACGAGGGAAUCACAAUGAUCAAUGGAUCAAGAGCAUUACAAGCCUCCAGCUGUGCCAAUUCAACAUUCAAUUUUGACUCAACCACUUCAACGUCAACACCAACCGUUGUAACAAGACGUAACACUCAACGUAACAAUGUUGUUAACAAUAAUCAAAAUGAAAAUAAUGAGAACAAUAAUACAAUUGAAAAUCAAUUUUCCCUGCAAAUGCCAACACCGGCAACAACAAUAGGCUCAUCUUGUUCACCUUCAAUCCAAUUGUCCAAUGGAUUGGCUGGCGAUUCAUUUACUUCUGUCAUCACCGCAGAAACUGAAUUAACCUCAAUUGGUGACAUUAGUCUUCUUAAUCCAUUUAAAGGUUCAUCAACGUUAACAUCAUCAUUAUCAUCAUCUCAAUCAAGAUUAGUCAAUUGUUUCUCUGGUCUUAUUGCUGAUGAGGCUCUGGUAUCAACUGGUAAACUUGAGCCUUGUUUGGAUGCCAAAGCAAUCCUCAACUUUCCAGAUGAUCUUUAACACUUAACCAAUCAUUAUAUGAUAAUUAUUUAUUCAAAUUGUCUUAACCUUCUAAUCCUUAUUGUCUCAUAAUUCACUCAUCAUCAUUAACCAUCACUCAACACCCAACAAAAGAGAUGCUAAUGUUUAAUCAAUCCACCCAUCAUUGAUAAGAAGAAGAAGAAGAAACAUUCAGUUUAACAUGAACAUUAAUCGUUUCCACCAUCGUUUCCAUCAUCUUCACCACUUUUCAUUUCACAAUCAACAUGUGUUUUCAUCAGCAUCAUCAUGAUUGAUCCAUUGACACCUGUUAAACCUAUUCAAUAGAUUAUUGUUAAUCAGGGUUAGAUAAAUACCCAAACAUACACAUGCAUCCAAACACACAUCACACACAAAAUGGAUGAGAUGACAAACACACCAAAAUAAAGGAAUCCAAAUCAAUCAUAUAAAAGGAUCAAAAUCAUAACAGUUUAACAUAAUCAUUAUAAUCAUAAUCAUCGUCGACAUUGAACAAAUUACUUAUAAUAGAUGAUCAAUGGAAAGCAAAAAGCAUCGAGAAAAGACGAGAAUCAAGAAUUGUAAUUCAACUAAAAGAAAGCAACAAAAAUCACAAUCAACUGUAAUCAUUAAAACUCGACUCAUCUUCAAGUCAACCAAAAGUUUAACUUAAAUCUUGAAGCCAAACACAAACCCAAAUCUUCAUGUUAACCCAAACUAAUUGAAUGACUUUUAGCUUCUCAUCGCUUGCUUUUUAUUUUAAUUUAUUGAGACAAUAAAAUGUAAAUAACAAUCUUAAUCAAAAGCUCAGCUUACAGAUUAAAAGUAAUAAUUGUUUCAAUUAGUUUAAAACAAUAAUCAAAUGUUAAACCUUCCUAAAGGCCUCUUUAAGAAACAGUUUAACCGUUUGCAAUCCAUCAACCCAAUGGAUCUUGAGAUUUAACAAAUUUUACCUUUUACCUUAUUUUACUCAAUUGAAUGCAUUCAAAUUAAUUCAUUGCAAUACAAUAUUAUCAUUAACGAUAGUUUAGAUCCAAAGUCAGGAUUAUUUAGAUUUAAAACGCAUGAAAAACACACAAAUGAUUGUAAGCUACACAAAUCUUGCAAUAAUGUUGAUUAUUGUUGAUUAAUCGUUUCCAAAUAACCCAACAACAUUGUACCAUUUAGAGUUCCUUAACAACAUUGUCAUCGAAACAAUUAACAUCAAAGUUUUUGCUUAUUUCUUCAUUUCCAAUCACAAUUAAAAUCAAUGAAAAAAAAACCUUCCAAUCGUUAUUGUAAUCCAUUGAACAUUUCUCUCUUUUUUGAUUCAAAUCAACAAUUGAAAUCUUCUUAGCUAAGCCUGCGAUAAAUUAACAUGUAAAGAGUGCAAUCAUUUGUUUCAAUUUUAAUCAAAAAAACGCAAAUCAUGAAUCAAUUAUAACCUUUAAACGCUAUGUCAAUCAUUUGAUUAAUAAAUGUGAUUCAAAUUUU
Messenger RNA from Tetranychus urticae (two-spotted spider mite), 3597 nucleotides. RefSeq lists its product as uncharacterized. Gene Ontology annotation, cellular component: nucleus. NCBI's taxonomy places the organism in Eukaryota, Metazoa, Arthropoda, Arachnida, Trombidiformes, Tetranychidae. Gene Ontology annotation, biological process: positive regulation of transcription by RNA polymerase II; axon development; sensory organ development. The record is from RefSeq and is a predicted model, not a curated record. Gene Ontology annotation, molecular function: DNA-binding transcription factor activity, RNA polymerase II-specific; protein dimerization activity; E-box binding.